Alnus glutinosa is the source of this 1308-nucleotide messenger RNA. RefSeq lists its product as uncharacterized. The coding region runs from base 1 to 1308 and encodes 435 amino acids. The transcript is spliced from 4 exons. NCBI's taxonomy places the organism in Eukaryota, Viridiplantae, Streptophyta, Magnoliopsida, Fagales, Betulaceae. The record is from RefSeq and is a predicted model, not a curated record.
AUGCAUCACACAAAUGAUUGUCCUAUUGCAGCAAAGUUUUCUGAUGAUUCAACUGAGCAGGUUAAUGUAGCUUUUUCACAUCCGGGUAAUGAUCCAUACUCCAAUACUUAUAACCCAGGGUGGAGAAACCAUCCCCAUUUCUCAUGGAAGGCUCAAGCUUCAAGCUCAAAUGUUGAAACUUCUGAGCGAGAUCAAUCAGAAAGUGGACUCUCAGAAUCAAUAGUGAACUCUCACUCUCAAUCCAUCGCCAAGUUAAAGGGUCAGAUGGGAAAAAUGGCUAAUACCCUUAACAAGAGAGAAGAGAGGACACUUCCAAGUCAGCCAGUGGCCAACCCAAAGGGACACUACAUGGUAGAAGGCGGUACUUCACAACACCAACAAGUGUUGGCUAUCACCACAUUGCGAAGUGGAAGAAGGGUUUACAAUCAUGUGCAAGAAAAGGAGGAUGAGCAAUCAGCCACCCCACAGAAUCUGCAGAAGGAAAAGGGUAAGCAAAAAAGAACUGAGGCUUCUUCUUCAUUUGCUCCCACUCCUGAGAUGCCAUAUGAGCCCCGGGCCCCAUUCCCAGAAUGUCUCGAGGUGCCUUCUCACUUUGGGAAACAAGGAGAGAAAAUACAAGAUAUAAUGGAGGUUUUCAAACAGCAUAGUCUUCCCCCAAAGUUCAAGGACCCUGGUGCUCCCACCAUCUCCUGUAUUAUUGAAGACCACAAGAUUGAUAAAGCCCUCCUUGAUUUGGGGGCUGGAGUGACUCUAUUGCCGUACUCGAAACCGCGGGGAAUCAUUGUGGACGUUAUUAUCCAAGUCGACAAUUUCUAUUUCCCUGUGAACUUCAUUGUUCUUGAUACUGAACCAGUGGCUAAUCCCACAAAGAUGAUCCCUGUAAUCCUCGGUCUCCCUUUCUUAGCUACGGCUAAUGCGAACAUAAACUGUAGGACUGGAAUGAUGAAGAUCAGGUUUGGGAAUCUGAAGGUAAAAUUGAGCAUAUUCUAUACCUUCCAGCAACCACCAGAUAAAGUUGAGUGCUUCUUUCUAGAUUCUAUAGAGAACUUGGUUGCAAAGCCCCCUCCUUGCAUUCUUACUAUAGAUCCCUUCGCGGUUGGUAUGACGCACAUCAAGGUGGAUAAUUGUGAUACAGGGCAAUCCAUAGCCCAAGCAAAUUACUGGCUUCUCACUACUGCCAAACUCGACGUUCCUCCAUUGGCCAUAUCCAGAACGUCUCGAUUACUGCUUCCAGGUAACAUUCUUUCUUGGUGGUCCAAGAAGGUACAUAACAAAGUUACCAAGGGCAAUGAUUGCAGCCCUACAUAA